CACAGCCCGCUCCUGAAUCUUCCGACCGAGCUAGUGCUAGAAAUCACGAGCUUUCUAGACAAUGAGUCUCAACUCCUGCUCAGUCUCUCGUGUAAACGAUUCCGUGUCCUCUUCGGCCUCUACAUCAACGUUGCGCUUCCUCAGGAUAAGCUUUCCAAGUUACGGUUUUCACGCCUCCUCGAACUCGACUGCCCGCAAUAUUUGACAUGUCGCUCAUGCGGCUUGCUAUUUGCGUGGCGAGGAAGAAAACGUUGUCACUACCGAUGUCCGUGUCAUCGUUCUCGCCCGUAUGAUGAAAAUGAAGUGAUGGGCACUCUCGCUAUACGGCCACGAGGUAUUUAUAUUAUUCGUGUGACACGGGAAAUUAUCGACCUAGUUCUCCGAGCCUACGAGUAUGGGCCGGCUUACGGUUUACCUCUGGCUUUUCUAUCUGCGAGUGGUAAGGACUAUGACGGCUACCUACGAGAAAGUGAGGCCCGGGUCGUGGAUGGUCAGCUUAUACUUGCUACCCGGUUAGAGGUAGAGACAGAGUCUGGGCGAGAACUAGCGAUCAUGUCCACUCGCUUCAAUUCGCAGAUAUGCCUCCAUCUGUUUGAGGAACCGGGCUGGAAGGAAAGAUGGCCGACCCUCGCGCAAAACAUUAUGCAAAUGACAGGCUCAGAAAAAGUUGAGGUAUUCAAGUGUUCAGUCUGCGACACUGACCACAGGGUACAUAUAACAAAGACGGAAAAUCGGACAAAGAUCGUCCUGAAUGUUUGGAGAAACUACGGACGCCGACAGGACAACAUGCUGUCGCAUAAGCAGGCCUUCUUUUUUGGUUUUCGCCGGGCGCCUCUCUUGCAGCUCGAUGCUGACACAGUCUCACAGAGAGAUGUGCAAGCACUUUUUGAGUCU
Molecule: messenger RNA, 894 nt
Organism: Capronia epimyces CBS 606.96
Lineage: Eukaryota; Fungi; Ascomycota; Eurotiomycetes; Chaetothyriales; Herpotrichiellaceae
Exons: 1
Molecular function (GO): protein binding
Source: RefSeq, a predicted model, not a curated record